Molecule: messenger RNA, 2832 nt
Organism: Pungitius pungitius (ninespine stickleback)
Lineage: Eukaryota; Metazoa; Chordata; Actinopteri; Perciformes; Gasterosteidae
Gene: hdgfl3
Product: HDGF like 3
Exons: 6
Coding region: 317-946 (209 amino acids)
Source: RefSeq, a predicted model, not a curated record
UUUUAUUUCGUUGACCGGAAAUGUGUGUCUUCCUUUUUGUGCAGACGUUGCGCUCCUCACAGGUACCUUACUCCAACUUAGGCCAUUCCCGGUUACGCUUUACACCUCCGUUCGGUCGUAAGAGGAAAGCCCCGCUCGCGGGUUUUUUUUUUUCUCCCAUUCGUUCUUAAUUAUUUAAUUCCGUGUAAACUGCAGUGGUGAUUUAAAACCCCCCCACUGAUGGUCGAUAAUUCAGCCCCGCGUCGAGGGCCCCGGUGAAGAAACCGCACAGCAUCACACGUCGGACUGGUUUUUUGUUGGUUCCACCCUCGGCGACAUGGCGCGACCACGGCCGCGGGAGUACAAGGCAGGAGACCUGGUCUUCGCUAAGAUGAAGGGAUACCCGCACUGGCCGGCGAGGAUUGAUGAGCUUCCAGAAGGAGCUGUCAAACCGCCCGCCAACAAGUACCCCAUCUUCUUCUUUGGGACCCAUGAGACUGCGUUUCUGGGCCCGAAGGAUCUUCUGCCUUACAAGGAGUACAAAGACAAAUUUGGCAAGUCUAACAAGCGGAAAGGCUUCAACGAGGGCCUGUGGGAGAUCGAGAACAACCCCGGCGUCAAGUUCACAGGCUACCAGGCCAUCCAGCAGCAGAGUUCGUCGGAAACGGAGGAGGGGGGGAACGCCGCCGACGGCAGCAGCGAGGGCGAGGAGGGGGACUCUGUCGAGGACGAAGACGACCAGGGGAAGCUGAAGGGUGACAAGCGGAAAAAGACAGCCACCUCCAAGGUAGCUCACCUCAGCCAGAAAUCCUCCAAGCUGUCGAGGAUCUCAUCCGUAGAGGACGACCUGGAGAAGGAUGGGAAAGAUGACGACCAGAAGAGCGUCUCCGAGGGAGGAGACCCCAAAAACGACAUCAUCCCAAAUGCCACUGAGAGUAAGAACCAGCUGCUCAUCGAGGAACAUUGAGAGAAGAAAGCAUGACAUCAUUCCACGUAGCUGUGAUGCCGGGAAAAUGCAUCAACAACACAGUUUCCCAUGAGCACCACCCGCCGGCCGCCAUUGUCACCUCUACUUCUCCGUCAGCCCACGUUGAUGGCGGCACCGCGGUGGUCACCGCGUGGACGGCGGGGCGUAAGCGCUGACACGCGACGCCAGGGGUCGUGUCAGAAAUUUCGUCAUCAUGAACACUUCCAAACAGACAGGUUAAGAUUUGUGUUUUCUCUUUCAACCACUGACAUUGGAUGCUUGUAGGUUUGUAUCGUGAGGAAUAGGAUAUUUAAAGGGGCAUUAAGUACUUGACUGGACUCCCUUUGUCCUUUUUAAGAACUGCAAGAGUAGACCUUAAUUUGUGCACCGGUUUCUGAUCAUCAGGGACAACUUAAUUACACUCCUGUCAUGUAUUCUUUGCCAAGUCACAAUGCAUAUUAUCACAACGCGACGAUAAUUUUAAUGGUUAGAUGGCCAACACAACUUCUUCAGGUUUAACACAUUUGACAGCAUGACCAUCUGAGUUUAUAGGCUUUAAAAAUUCUCCAAAAUACACAAAGGUGCAGACUUCACAGCCCCGUCAAAGUCCUUUAUGGCAGAUUACUUACUGCCUCUUUAAUAGGUGUUUAAAAGUUAUAUUUGUUGAGAAGAUCAACUGUAGUUUGGAAAUGAAGUCAAAAUAGAAAUACAGUAUGAGUGCAUCUGUGUGUGUGUGGCCUAAGUGUCACACCUUACAUGUCACCCUUAGGCCAGAUGAAACGGUGUGCACGAGUGGCCUGUGUUCUACUUCAUAAUCAUACAUAGUGUGGUGUAGAUAUCCAUCAAUCUGUGUUAAUACCGGCCUUUGCAUACCUGUAUAUCUGUAUUGCAUCACUCACCGGCAUCUGUAACUGUGUACAAAUGCAUUUGAUAAGAGCUCCAUUAAUGUGUGUGUAUAUUUACAUACACCUACUCUCCUGCCAUCUAUAAUAUAUGUUGGGUAUUGCAUUGUAUCGAUCAGUAGCUGUAGCUUGAAAUUAACUUUUUUACGAGGGUUAAUUAAGGGGCGGACUUACGAAAUAUUAAGUCAUUUUCAAGCGUUAUCCAUCAUCAUAUAUGUUACUCUUUUAUGUAACCAAAAAAAAGACAAUGUGUAUGAAGUGUUGUGCACAACUGGGUUACACAUUGUAACUCUAAUAUGAACUAUUACAGUAUAUUUUACUCUUGUCAUUGAAUAUAGGACCAGUAUUCUACUUGGACUGCUCUAGGUCUCAUCUUUUUAUGGAAAAGUGAUACAUGUGUGUAUGUGUGAAAUAGAUCACUGUAUAUUUCAAAGCUUUUUUUUAUAGUGGCAUGCUCUACUGUUGUACUCCAGGUUACUCUUAGAUAAAAAGUGUCCAUUGGUUCGUAGCUUAAAGUCAGAUAUUUGUUGGUGUGCGACAUGUGGUGGUGGGGGAGAUACACCUUACACUUUUUCUGUUUCUGUUGCCAUGUCUGCAUGUCUGAAACUUGACAGUAAACUGAACCAUCUAAGGAAACACACAGUCACAUACAGUGUGACGAUGCAUUUUAAAUGCUCAAACGGUUGAUAAUUUACUUACAAUUAAAGAUAACACCAGGCAACACUGUCUUUUAACUCUGUGCCAGUUGUUUUUACUUUACUUCCACUAUUGUUGUCAUGAAAUAUAUAGAGCCUUUUGUUAUCAUACAUGCCUUGUUUAUGUGAAAUCAUGCUUUCAAAAGAAAUCCAUUUAUUAAUAUCCUACAUAUCUUUAUUAUGCUCGUAUUUGGAACAUGUUGCAUUUUCACGGUUUGUAAUUUACUGUAAACUGUUUUUUGCUGUUUAUGAAAGAUACUUUUACAAAAUAAACUCAUUGGAAUGCAGA